This is a messenger RNA of Girardinichthys multiradiatus, 1225 nucleotides long. It is a transcript of the gene cbfb, whose product is annotated as core-binding factor subunit beta. The coding region runs from base 353 to 877 and encodes 174 amino acids. Gene Ontology annotation, cellular component: core-binding factor complex; nucleus. The record is from RefSeq and is a predicted model, not a curated record. Gene Ontology annotation, biological process: regulation of transcription by RNA polymerase II. The transcript is spliced from 7 exons. Gene Ontology annotation, molecular function: sequence-specific DNA binding; transcription coactivator activity. Lineage: Eukaryota; Metazoa; Chordata; Actinopteri; Cyprinodontiformes; Goodeidae.
GAGCAAAGGAGGGAGGAGGAGGUGGAGGGGGAGCCUCAAGGCCAAAGUGAGCUUUAUGUACCGCAGCUGGUCACUUUCUGAGAGCCAUUUAGAGCCAGAGGCGACCAGGAGCGCGCAGGAGCCGCACCAAACUGAGGCGGAUCAUCAGUCCCAAUCACAGAAGCCAGCAGCAGGGAGAUUGUUGCUCCGCACAGGAAAGAAGAAAAAAACACACAGACAGACAGACACGGAAGAGAAGUGAGAGAAAGAGAGAGGCUGCGUGCGGGACGGUCGGCAAAAACGCACUGUGGAAGUUUAAAGUGUGCGGGAUCAGGAGGAAACAGGCUCGAGUGGCCGCGCAAGGUCAGAGAAGAUGCCGCGGGUAGUCCCGGACCAGAGGAGCAAGUUUGAGAAUGAGGAGUUUUUCCGCAAGUUGAGCAGAGAGUGUGAGAUUAAAUACACAGGCUUCAGGGACCGGCCCCAUGAGGAGAGGCAAGCCCGCUUCCAGAACGCCUGCAGAGACGGACGCUCAGAAGUUGCCUUCGUAGCAACAGGAACCAACCUCUCCCUGCAGUUUUUCCCAGCCAACCUCCAUGGAGAUCAGAGGCAGGUUCCAUCAAGGGAAUACGUUGACUUCGAAAGAGAGACAGGAAAGGUCUAUUUAAAGGCCCCUAUGAUCUUGAAUGGCGUUUGUGUGAUCUGGAGAGGAUGGAUUGACCUACAGAGACUGGAUGGGAUGGGGUAUCUGGAGUAUGAUGAUGAGCGAGCACAGCAUGAGGACGCUUUGGCUCAGGCAGCGUUUGAGGAAGCCCGGCGCAGAACCAGAGACUUUGAGGACAGAGACCGAUCACACCGAGAGGAUUUAGAGGACCCUGUGGUUUCUAAAAUCUGGGACUGAUGACACACAGAAAGACAGACAGCCAGCAGAAAAGAACAGGUCCAGACGACAGCAGGACCCCAGCCCUGGCUCAAACAUGGCCAACGCUGACGUGGAACACAAGAUGCGCUGAGGUUGGAAGAAGCCAGAGAAAAGAGAAACUGAGGCAGUUUGUUUGUUCAAUUUCAACACAAUCAGCUUGAAAGAAAAACUCUGCAUAAAACCGCAGUCAAAGCCGGUUGUUUUGCAUUCUUUUCCAAAAUGGUUUGUGAUUUACAUGUUUUUCAACAUUCUGAAUGUGGACAAAAGAAAAUCCUUGAAAUGAAAUUUAAAAUUAAUAUAAACCUAUUAAAGAUAAAGGACACAAAA